Messenger RNA from Nicotiana tabacum (common tobacco), 3030 nucleotides. The record is from RefSeq and is a predicted model, not a curated record. NCBI's taxonomy places the organism in Eukaryota, Viridiplantae, Streptophyta, Magnoliopsida, Solanales, Solanaceae.
AUGGUACCUGAUAAGAAGUGGAUGGAACUUAUCCAUGACCGACUUGGUAAUGCUUACAAGCUUGGGGUGGACAAUAUUUUGGAUUUUGCUUUUACAAAAUUAAGUGAAGCGCGUGUAAUACGUUGUCCGUGUAUCAAAUGUUGUAAUACAUCUUCGGGAACACGUGAGAUGGUUAAGUCACAUUUAAUAGUACAUGGAAUAAUUCAAAAUUAUACUUUUUGGUAUCAUCACGGGGAAAAGUUAGGUGAGCCACAAUCAAAUUCAGAAGAUGUAGAAGAUGAUGACAUUGAAGAAGCUUAUGACAUUACGAACAUUGAUGGUGAUGAUUUUCUUGAGGAGGAACCAAAUCUUGAAGCAAAAAAAUUCUAUAGGCUUUUAAAGGAUUUUGAGCAACCAUUGUACCAAAAUUCAAAAGUUUCUAAACUUUCUACUAUGGUUAAAUUGCUUCAUAUCAAAAGUAUUGGGCGUUGGAGUUAUGAGUCAUUUACAAUGUUGUUGAAGAUGUUGAAGGAAGAUCUAUUGACUGCUGAAUCAAACUUGCCAGAUUCAUAUUAUGAGGCAAAGAAGAUAAUUCGGGAUCUUGGACUUUCUUACAAGAAGAUUGAUGCGUGUAAGAAUAAUUGCAUGUUAUAUUGGAAGGAUGACAAGUUUCUUGAAUCUUGCAAAGUUUGUGGAGCAUCUAGAUGGAAAGAGGAUAAACAUAGGGGAGAAACUAAAUUUAAGAAUGGGAAAAAGAUAGCGCACAAGAUUUUACGUUAUUUUCCCUUAAAGCCAAUACUCCAAAGAUUGUUUAUGUCCUCAAAGAUAUCAUCUUUAAUGACAUGGAAUCAUGAAAAAAGAGUUGACGAUGGAAUGAUGAGGCACUCAGCUGACUCAAUGGCAUGGAAAAAGUUUGAUGAACUUCACCAGUCUUUCGCCGCUGAACCUCGUAAUGUUCGACUUGGACUUGCUAGUGAUGGUUUUCAACCAUUUGGAAGUUCUAGAACCCCGUACAACAUUUGGCCUGUUGUACUUAUUCCUUAUAAUUUACCAUCUUGGCUAUGUAUGAAGCAAGAGAAUUUUAUUCUGUCAAUGCUUAUUCCUGGUCCUGAAAGUCCGGGAGAUGCAAUUGAUGUUUAUCUUCAGCCUUUGAUGGAUGAAUUAAAGGAAUUAUGGGAAACUGGAGUGGAGACCUUUGAUGCGUCAACCAAACAAAGUUUUAUAUUGCAUGCAGCUCUAUUAUGGAACAUUAAUGAUUUUCCAGCCUAUGCAAAUUUAUCUAGAUGGAGUAAAAAAGGAAAAUUAGCUUGCCCAUGUUGCAACAAAGAAAUAUCCUCAAUCAGGUUAGAAAAUGGUAAAAAGCAGUGUUAUAUGGGUCAUAGACGCUUUCUUCCUCUUAAUCACAAAUGGAGAAAUGAUAAACAGUCAUUUGAUGGCGCUAAGGAGCGAAGACUACCACCCAAAGUUUUAUCGGGUGAGGAUAUACUUAAUCAAGUGGCUGACUUAGAUGGUUUACUACUAACAAAGGAUCUAAAGAAGAAGCCUAAAAUAUCACAUGAGAGUAGGAGUGAUAAUUGUAAUAAGAAGAGAAAAACUAAAGAUACCAUAAAAGCUCGAUUGGAUUUGCAAGCAAUGAACAUAAAGAAAGAAUUGCAUCCAAUUAAAAAUGGGGAUAAAUAUGAGCUACCGACAGUAUGUUAUACGUUAUCUCCUGAAGAGAAGAACAUAUUUUUCAGAUUCCUAAAGAACUUAAAGGUUCCAGAUGGAUAUUCAUCAAAUAUAUCUCAGUGUGUCAACACUAAAGAUCGCAAAAUUUCAGGCCUAAAAAGUCAUGAUUGUCAUGUUCUUCUACAACAUUUACUUUCACUUGCUAUACGUGGUAUGCUUUGCAAAUCUGUAUGUAAACCUAUUAUUGAGUCGUCUUUAUUUUUCAACUUGCUUAGAGCAAAAUGUUUAAGAAUGGAAGAGUUAAAACAAAUAGCAGCUCAAAUUCCUAUAACUCUGUGCAAGUUAGAAAAGGUAUUCCCUCCUUCAUUUUUUGAUGUGAUGGUGCACUUGCCGAUCCAUUUAGCUAAUGAGGCUAUGAUUGUUGGACCUAUUCAAUAUAGAUGGAUGUAUCUAGUGGAGCGAUGGCUAUACUUUUUGAAAUCUUUAGUUGGUAAUAGGGCUUGCCCAGAAGGUUCUAUCGCGGAGGGAUAUUUGACAACUGAAUGUUUAACUUUAUGUUCAAGGUAUUUGCAUACAGUGGAAAUAAAAUUUAAUCGCCUUGAGCGGAAUUAUGAUGGUGGUAUUAUUGAAUCUGAUGGAGGUUUAACAGUUUUUUGUCAACAUGGAAAAGAUUUAAGAGCUGGAAAAAUAGAUAAACUUAAUCCAGAUGAAUUAGAGCAAGCACAUAUUUAUAUUUUGAAGAACUGUGAUGAAAUUCAACCAUUUCUCGAAGAGUUUUCACAAAUUCCAGGUGAUACCUCUCAAAAAUAUUCUGAUAGGGAGUUCAUUAGCUGGUUAAAAAAAAGUAAGAAAAUAGAAGAUUUGCUCACUUUGUCAUGUGGUCCCCUGCCAUAUAUGAGACGUCUUAAAGGUUACGUUACUAAUGGAUAUAGGUUUCAUGUGGAAGAGUAUGACAGGGGUUUGAGGACUCAAAACUACGAGGUGGUUGUAGUUGGUGAGACAGAUGAAGAGAAUAAAAAUAUUGAUUAUUAUGGAGAACUUACUGAGAUUCUUGAAUUGCAAUUUAUUGGAGGAAAAAGAGUGAUAUUGUUUAGAUGUAAGUGGUUUGAUGUGUAUGACCAAGAAAAGGGAGUUAAAAUGGAUGAAUAUGGUUUUGUGAGUAUUAACCGUCAACAAUUAUUGAAAACUAAUGAGCCAUUUGUAUUAGCAAACCAAACAUUACAAGUAUUUUAUGUCGACGAUCCUUCAAAUAAAGGCUGGCAUGUUGCAAGAAAAGUUCUACCUCGUGAUACUUUUGACAUUUUACAAGAAAAGGAUGACGAUUUGGAGAAUUUGGAUAAUUCUACACAAAUGAAAAGGAAAAGAACUGAUGAAGGUUUUUGA